UGACUCUACCCGAACACACGCGCACACGCACACGCACGCGCGCUCUUUCUCCGCUCACAUGGACGAGAGGUUGCAUUCAGUCGUCUGCUCUGGAUCUGUUCUCUUUAUUGAGUUGAUGUGAUGUUUUAAGAUGUGAGAUGUUGUUUGCGCGUGACUGGAUUGACGCUCGUGCACCGCUGCUGUUCGAUGCGAAGCGCAAAGUGAAGAUCAACUUGUGUGAGCUUUGAGAGAAGAGGGUCUGUUGAGAUCACGCCAUCAGCAUGGAGUUCCCAGACCACAGCCGGCAGUUACUGCAGUGUCUGAGUCAGCAGAGACACCAGGGCUUCCUCUGCGACUGCACUGUGCUGGUGGGAGACACACGCUUCAGAGCCCACCGAGCCGUCCUGGCCUCGUGCAGCAUGUACUUCCACCUCUUCUACCACGACCAGCCGGACAAGAGAGACGUGGUGCAUCUGAACAGCGACAUCGUGACGGCGCCGGCGUUCGGGCUGCUGCUGGAGUUCAUGUACGAGGGAAAGCUGGAGUUCGGCGCUCUUCCGGUGGAGGACGUCCUGGCGGCAGCCAGCUACCUGCACAUGUACGACAUCGUGAAAGUCUGCAAAGGAAAGCUGAAGGAUAAGGAGCUGUGUGAGGUGGAGUGUGGCGAGAAGGCAAACACUCACUCCGACAGGUCCCCGGGUCUUGUAGGUGUCAAUUAUGUGUCCGCCGAGGCCGAGGCCUGUGUCCGAACAGCUGGAAAAACAAAAGCUGAUGUCAGUAGUUCAUCCGUCCCGGUGUCCCAGAGGUCGGAUGACACGGAGCGAGCGCUGGAUUUAUCUUUCAAGCCUCUGUCGAGUCGAGACGGCUUCCACCCCUCCUUCGUCUCGGGACAGCUGGCCCUCGACAGCCAGCAGCAGGGCACCGAGCCACUUGUUAAAGACGAACAUGACUUGCUGUCAGAGCAGGAGGACGGUGAUCCGGUGAGCCCGGAGAGCCAGCGCUUUGGGAGUUCAGUGGUGACAGGGUUCACUGCCCUCUUCGCUGAAAACAAGGCUCCGGACGACGAGCUGAUGGAGGAGGAGAGAGCGCUGCGUGUGCGUCCAGAGCACCACCUCCGGGACAGCGAGGGCGAGGAUGAAGACGACCUGGCGUCCUCCGACAUCUCCACGUCCAGCGGCGUUCUCCUCCCGCAGGUCUGCGUGUGUCCGCUCUGCAGCAAGGUCUUCCCGAGCCCACACGUGCUCCAGCUCCACCUCAGCUCGCACUUCAAGGAGAAAGACGGCGUUCGCUCCAAGCUCUCGCCCGACGGCUCCGUCCCGACCUGCUCGCAGUGCGGCAAGACCUUCUCCUGCAUGUACACGCUGAAGCGGCACGAGCGCACGCACUCCGGCGAGAAGCCGUACACCUGCGCACAGUGCGGGAAGAGCUUCCAGUACUCACACAAUCUGAGCCGGCACGCCGUGGUGCACACGCGAGAGAAGCCACACGCGUGUAAGUGGUGCGAGCGGCGCUUCACUCAGUCCGGAGAUCUGUACCGACACAUACGCAAGUUCCACUGCGGCCUCGUCAAGACGCUCGCCAUCGGAUAACGGCCGCGCAACCACAUCCUUUUCUAGAUAAUCAAUCAUUAAUAAUAUCCAGUAUUUUGCAGGUUCAUUAAUGACUGUAAAACACUAUUAGUGUCUCGAACAAUCAACAGUUUGAUGCACUCGGGUUUUUGACAUCAUAUAUGUGUGUGUGUGUUAUUUAAAUAUAAUUAAAAUAUAUUGUAUAUUUCAUAAAUGUUUU
Carassius gibelio (silver crucian carp) is the source of this 1767-nucleotide messenger RNA. RefSeq names its product zinc finger and BTB domain containing 42 (gene zbtb42). Lineage: Eukaryota; Metazoa; Chordata; Actinopteri; Cypriniformes; Cyprinidae. Gene Ontology annotation, biological process: regulation of transcription by RNA polymerase II. The transcript is spliced from 3 exons. Gene Ontology annotation, cellular component: nucleus. Bases 261 to 1568 code for a protein of 435 amino acids. Gene Ontology annotation, molecular function: protein binding; DNA-binding transcription factor activity, RNA polymerase II-specific; RNA polymerase II cis-regulatory region sequence-specific DNA binding. The record is from RefSeq and is a predicted model, not a curated record.